Molecule: messenger RNA, 4692 nt
Organism: Sycon ciliatum
Lineage: Eukaryota; Metazoa; Porifera; Calcarea; Leucosolenida; Sycettidae
Product: mucin-3A-like
Exons: 9
Coding region: 235-4293 (1352 amino acids)
Biological process (GO): Notch signaling pathway
Molecular function (GO): Notch binding; calcium ion binding
Source: RefSeq, a predicted model, not a curated record
ACUGACAUCGUCUUUGUCCCAAUGCCAGGGGGAGCGAGCAGUUAGCUCUAGGUCGUGUCAUAUUGUUAAAUUGUUUGUGUGGAGCGUUCGUGCUACAUGAGUUACUCAAAUGUAGGUGAAGAGCUAGAGCGUCCUAAACCUAAGGCUUUGUCAUCGCCAACCUUUUGCCAUUAGUGCAAGGGUGGAUCCGGGGUAGGUUUGCUUCCACUUGUCCAACCUGUAGAAGUUGGUAGGAUGUCGCUGCAAGGUGUGAAACUAAAAGGCGCUUUUGGCGUCCUUGCGGCGUUGGUUGUGGUGACUUGCUCUAUCCAGACAACCACGGCCCAAACCAGUGCUCCAAGCAGUAGCACUAGUGCCACUACCGAAACUAGUAACGCGAAUGCAGUUGUUAACGGCGCAGACCGAUUAGCGGAUUGCUCCGUUUUGCAAGGUGACGUGUACAGUAACAGUGCUAGUCUGCAAAGCACUCUGCAGGCAGAGUUUCUCCUGAAACAGUAUGAGACGGUGGUGUGGCUAGUGGAGAACUGCCGUCGAAAGGCACAUGACGGGACCACUGCAGAGAUAACCGUCACCAUCGUCACGUCAACAGACAGACAAAUUCAAGCCAAUCUUCUCUGCACUGCUGGCGUGGAUAAUGUAGCAGCAACGACAACAGAAGCAACGGCAGUAACAGAAGCAGCCGCGGCCGCCGAAACAGCAGCAGGAGGAGGUGUUGGAGGAGGUGCCAGUGCUGGCGUUCUGAGUGUUCAUGAGUUCAGUUUCCCGUCGUUAACAGCCGAACCCGGACCAUGCCAGGCGUGCCUCAACAGCAGUGAAUCAGCUUGUCUAGCCUGCAAUUUGCUUUGUGAGAAUGGUGGAGCUCUGCUAAAAGAUUGCUCGGCAUGUCUCUGCAUCGACAACUACUAUGGUCAAACAUGUCAACACCACGGCAACACAACGACGACAACAGCAAACGCCACAGAUGUAUUUUCAACAACUCCUGAGAACAACACGUCACAGGCAAGUCCUGUUCCUCAAGACACCAACACCACCGCCAACACUAGUAACAACACAAGCAGUACCACCAAUAGCAACGCAAGCAGCAGCAACACAAGCAGCAACAGCAACAGCAGCAGCAGUGACAACAGCAGCAGCAAUGCCAGCAGCACCGGCAGCAACAGUGACAACAGCAGCAACAGCAACACUAGCAGCACAAGCAACAUCAACAACAACAAUAACAGCAGCAGCGACAACAGCAACAAUACCAGCCGCACAAGCAACAGCACAAGCAACAACGACAACACAAGCUCAAGCAGCAACACCAGCAGCACAAGCAGCAACACCAGCAGCACAAGCAACAGCGACAACACAAGCUCAAGCAGCAACACCAGCAGCACAAGCAGCAACACCAGCAGCACAAGCAACAGCAGCACAAGCAACAGCGACAACACCAGCACAAGCAACAGCAGCAGCAACAACACCAGCAGCAACACCAGCAGCAGUACCAACGUAUCACCCAUGCUUACUACGAAUACAUCAGCAACAUCUGCAGUGCCCGACGCAGACACCACACCCGUAUCAAACACAACCAGAGACCCAGCAUCUGUAUCAGACACCACACCCGUAUCAAACACAACCAGAGACUGGGUAUCUCCAUCAGACCCCAUUUCCGGCAAUGUGACUGCUCCUGACUUCUCAGUACCAGUACUGAACCAGUCUCGCAGUUCAUACUCUGUAAACGAUACAAAUAUGGCAAAUACUACAAUACCUGAAAACUCUACUUCAUCAACAACACAGACCCAGACAUCAUCUGAUUCGCCUGCAGCAUUCCCAAUGCCAACUGAUGCCUAUGGCCAACAGGUGCCAGCAUAUCCACUUUACCCAGAUCCUGCAUGGGAAAUGCCAUCACAGUCCACCGCUGCAGAUAUGGCAUCAGCAUCACCCCUGGACGUAAUGCCCACCCAAUCCUCAACAUCACGAUCUUCCUUGUUUGCUCAACCGAAAACAGAAAAUGCUUCUUCUAACGGGUCAACAGGAGGCACAGAGAAUGGAAACAUGACAUCAUCAUUAUCAGGCAACAUGACAUCAUCCCCGUCAUCAGAAACCAGUGGAGCAAGCGUGAACACCACUGAAUCAACGCCGACGAAAGAAGCCGCAAACUCUACUCGUGCUGUCGUGAACAUGUCAACAUGUCGUUGCGAUGACUAUGGAUUUUGCCAAGACGAGUACACAUAUGAACCGUGUUCGUGCCCUCCCGGACUGACAGGCAGAGAGUGUGAUGUAGAAAUGAAUUCACCGUGUAGCUCGUUACCGUGUGCACCAAACGCCACCUGCAUUACUAGCAGCGACUCACAUUACCUCUGCCGCUGCCCGUUUGGAUUUGAAGGGGAUGCGUGUGACGUGAACACGGACGAUUGCCUUGGUAACGAGUGCAACAACAACGCUACAUGCGUGGACGGCGUGGGAGAGUAUGUAUGUCGCUGCCCUAGCGGCUAUGACGGAAAGCUCUGCGAUAUACCGGGUACGGGUUGUACAGCGCGCGAGUGUCUCAACGGCGGUGCUUGUCGUGAGAUGCACAAUUCCAUGCGGUGUCUCUGUCUGUGGGGAUUUACUGGUGAGAGCUGUGAAGUUGAGAUACUGGAUCACUGCGCGUCGCAUCCUUGUGAUCCCACUGCCGUCUGCACGAGUCUGCUGGAAACAUUUGAAUGUGAGUGCUUCCCCGGCACUAGCGGCAAGUACUGCAAUAUCACGCAGUGUAGCGCUAAGCCGUGUAAGAACGAUGCACUAUGUCUGCUGGACCGACAGGGGCAAUACAACUGUACCUGUUCCCGGGGCUGGACCGGGCAGAACUGUACCGACCCGGUUCUCAGCGUUUGUAGUGUACACGGCUGCUCAGAGAACCGUGUAUGCGAUCGGAGUGCCGAGAAUUGUGUCUGCAAGGCGGGACACAUCGGACAGAAUUGCACGAAGACGUUCCCGGAGACUUGCGUGACAAUGGGCUGUAACUCGACGGAGAAAGUCUGUGACGUCAGAACGGGUUUGUGCGACUGCAGAAGUGGUCCGGACGGUGAUCAGUGUCGCCAGGACAACAACGAAUGUCUGAGUGCUCCGUGCGCCAAUGGUGCGGCUUGUAUCGACACACGCGAUGGCUACACCUGCAAAUGCCUCAAUGGUUACUAUGGUAGCAGAUGUGAUGCUUGCCCGCAGGCUUGCACAGCGGACAAAGAACGCUGCGGCAUUAAUGGCAGGUGUGAGGCGCUGCACUGUCCCAGAUUCAACAACCUGCGUUUGUCCGACGACAUCCCAGUGGCGGAGAAUGAGCAUAACGGAACGCGUUGCAUCUGUGACGACGGUUACUAUGGUGAAUAUUGUCAGUACCAGUUGCAUCAAUGCGGCGAGGUUGAUGCCUGUGAAAACGGCGGGAUCUGUAAGACGAGACCCAGUGAAGCAGGACCGGUAGCACGGUGUAUGUGUGGAAUGCGCUGGACGGGUACCACGUGCACAGAGUGUACAAAGAAGUGCAUCCACGGAAAUGUAGACAAGCUCUGCCGUACGUGUAUGUGCAAGUCUGGUUGGGAGGGCGAGAGCUGUGAUGAAUGCUCUGGUGUAAUUCAAGGUCAGGAAUGCUUGCCACAGUGCAGCACGCCAGGCUUUGAACCAAACACUUUCAUGGAGACAGUGCACAGCGUCUGUUUUGCAUGCGGCAUACACAAUUGCAUAUCGUGCAACCGCCCACCGUUUGAACAGAUUCAAGGCAAGACUAGUGAAGAUACAACCAGCCCUAAAGUCUGCACUGAAUGUGAGCUGGGAAGUAAACUGAUCAAAGGACGAUGCCUGGGACCGCAAGAUACUGCCCUGAUCCAUCCGCGUAGUGAUCGCAUAAUCAUCAUUGCUGUCAGUGGUGGAGUAUUCGUGCUGGCCAUUCUCCUGCUGGUAGUCGCUUUCUUCAUCUACCGCAGAAAUAAGAAAGAAAGUGUGUACAAGGCGUCUGCGUACAGCGGUGAGUCGUCUUUCGUAGCUGCCAACCCAGCUGCUAAACACGAGGAUGUUGAAUUGCAGAGUAUGAGUGCAAGCAAGCAGCCAGCAUCGUCCAAUGGCCGUAGCAAGGCACAGCUGCUGAACCAUCUCUCCGAUGAGUUCCCCACCAUGAAGAUGGUGACCAUUGCCAAUGCCGUGCAGAAAGGAAACUUUGAUGUGGACGCAGCGCGGGAGAUUCUCACACGUCAGCUGAAUGCAGAAGGCGGAUCUAACGGUCAGCCACAGCAGCCCCUCAAACAAUCCCAAAACGGCAUUUCUUACGGCAGCACCGGGUAAACACCAAUAGUGUUUGUUGAAUGUUCACGCAAUGCGGAGCGUGGCUUCUUUUGCAAGAGAUUUCCUGUUACACAACGUAUUAAAUGUACUAUAUCUUUGAGGAAAGAAGUUCAUGAUCAUCAUCAUCAGCAUGAAUAUAUCUGCAAUUGUGCCCUGCAUAACGGUACACUGGGCUGCUCUAUGGUAUGCACGCUUCAGUCUUUUUGUAAAGGCAUUGAUUUUUACACAAGGCAAUGAUGACAUGCAUGUUAAUGAUGACAUCAUAUAAGGCAAUGGAUAUUGCACAUGACAGUAUGGCAAGAGGAAGUUGCAGAAUGGCGCAGAUGUGCCCAAUUUCCCAAUUCCCAUUGUAAACAGUAUCAAUUCGUCUAGCUAUUGAAAUAGCUAUUGAUGGUCGAA